Peromyscus eremicus (cactus mouse) is the source of this 3975-nucleotide messenger RNA. Its product is annotated as zinc finger protein 595-like. The transcript is spliced from 11 exons. The coding region runs from base 327 to 3833 and encodes 1168 amino acids. The record is from RefSeq and is a predicted model, not a curated record. Gene Ontology annotation, biological process: regulation of DNA-templated transcription. Lineage: Eukaryota; Metazoa; Chordata; Mammalia; Rodentia; Cricetidae.
GAGUGUGGCAAAGGAUUUUCUAGUCCUUCAUAUCUUAAGUAUUAAACUCACUGAUUCAUGAAGAUAGGAACUUUCGUGGAAUCACUGUGUCUGUCAUUAGAGCCUGAUCUGAGGCAGCCAGACAAAUCCAGCAACUCUAGAAAUCUCCAUACCUGGGUUCCGGGAAUUCUUUCGCACAGACUUCUGGGAAAUGUAGUCUGCGGCACAGUGACAUCACUGGGAGCCAUGCAGGAAAUCCCAGUCUGGCUUUUGAUCUACACUUGUGAGUCUCCCUCAAAGUUUGGCAAAAGUCCUGCCCUGCUCUACAUUCCUCUUGCGUCUCUGACAUGGAGGAAAUGCUGUCAUUCUGGGAUGUAGCCAUUGAUUUCUCUCCAGAGGAGUGGGAAUGCCUGGAGCCUGUUCAGUGGAAUUUGUACAGGGAUGUGAUGUUGGAGAAUUACAGCAACCUCGUGUUCCUUGGUCUUGCUGUCUCUAAGCCACGCCUGGUGACAUUUCUGGAGCAAAAGCAAGGGCCUUGGGAUGGGAAGAUACAGCCCUCUGGCACCAUGCACCCAGGAACAACACCCAGUGAUUGUAACAAUUACAACAAGGUCAUUGAUUGUAAAUCACUCCUUAUUCAACGUCAGAAAAUUCAUACAGGGGAGAAACCUUACAGGUGUGAGGAAUGUGGUAAGGCCCUUAGUUCUCACAAAACACUUUCCAUACACCAGAGACUUCAUACUGGAGACAAACCCUACACAUGUAAAGAAUGUCAUAAGACCUUUAAUACUCGUGCAUCACUUUUUAUACACCAGAAAAAUCAUACUGAUGAAAAAACCUUCAAGUGUGAAAAAUGUGGCAAAUUAUUUCAUUAUCUUUCAAUGCUGAAGCAACAUCAAAGAAUUCAUUCUGGAGAGAAGCCCUACAAGUGUGAAGAAUGUGGAAAGGCCCUUAGUUCUCAAAAAACCCUCUCUAUACACCAGAGACUUCAUACUGGAAACAAACCCUAUAUGUGUAAGGAAUGUCAUAAGACCUUUAAUACUCGCUCAUCACUUUUUAUACACCAGAAAAAUCAUACAGAUGAAAAACCCUACAAGUGUGAAGAAUGUGGCAAAUCCUUUUGCUAUCCCUCAUUCCUUAAGCAACAUCAAAGAAUUCAUUGUGGAGAAAAUCCCUACAAGUAUGAAGAAUGUAAUGCACGCCUUCAGGAAUAUCACACAAUUCACACUGGAGAGAAACCAUACAAGUGUGAAGAAUGUCACAAAACCUUUCGUUAUCACUCAGCUCUUAGGAUACACAAGACAGUUCAUAGUGGAGAGAAACCGUACAAGUGUGAAGAAUGUGGCAAAUGUUUUUCCUCAUUUUCAUGCCUUAGACGACAUCAAACAAUUCACUCUGAAGACAAUCCCUACAAGUGUGAAGUGUGUGGCAGACGUUUUUGCUCAUCUUCAUCCCUUAGACGACAUCAAACGUUCCAUUCUGAAGACAAUCCCUAUAAGUGUGUAGAAUGUGGCAAAAGGUUUUCCUGUUCUGCUAGCCUUCAGGAACAUCAAACAGUUCACACUGGAGAGAAACCACACAAGUGUGAAGAAUGUCACAAAGCCUUUCGUUAUCACUCAGCCCUUAGGAGACACAAGAGAGUUCAUACUAGACAGAAAUGCUACCAGUGUACUGAGUGUGGCAAAUGUUUUUCCUCAUCUUCAUGUCUUGGACGACAUCAAGCAAUUCACACUGAAGACAAUCCCUACAAGUGUGCAGAGUGUAGCAAAGCCUUUGUUAAUCUUUAUAGCCUUACUCGACACAUGAUAGUUCAUACAGGAGAGAAAUCCUACAAAUGGCUUAAAAAGUUUACUUGUUCAGACCUUAAGACACAUCAAAUGACUCAUUCUGAAAAAUCAGCAUUUCUGUGUCCAGAUUUUGAGAAACAAAGGUGCGUCUUCCUCAAACUUGGGCGAGAGUCCUGCCGGCUCUACAGUCCUGUUUCGUCUCUGACAUGGAGGUUGGUCCAGGGUGCAGCGCAGCCUCAGGCACUGUGCGGGGUUCGGGGGUCCGACUUGGAGGGAGCGGACCUGGGCUGGGAAAUGCUGUCAUUCUGGGAUGUGGCCAUUGAUUUCUCUCCAGAGGAGUGGGAAUGCCUGGAGCCUUCUCAGUGGAAUUUGUACAGGGAUGUGAUGUUGGAGAAUUACAGCCACCUUGAUUUCCUGGGUCUUGCUGUCUCUAAGCCCUUCCUGGUGACAUUUCUGGAGCAAAGACAAGGGCCUUCAGGUGUGAAGAGACAAGCAACAGCCACCGAGCAUUCAGGGACAACACACAAUGAAUGUAAUGAUUACAGCAAGGUCUUUGGUGGUAAUUCACUCCUUAUUCAACGCCAGAGAAUUCAUACAAGGGAGAAACCCUUCAAAUGUGAAGAAUGUGGUAAAGCCUUUAGUUCUCACUCAACACUUUCUACACAUCAGAGACUUCAUACUGGAGAAAAACCCUACAAGUGUGAAGAUUGUUGUAAGACCUUUAAUACUCGCUCUAAACUUUCUAUACACCAGAGAAUUCAUACUGGAGAAAAACCCUACAAGUGUGAAGAAUGUCAUAAGGCCUUUAGUACUCGUUCAACACUUUCUGUACACCAGAAAAAUCAUACUGGAGAAAAACCCUAUAAGUGUGAAGAAUGUGGCAAAUCAUUUUACUAUCCAUCAAUGCUGAAGCAACAUCAAAGAAUUCAUUCUGGAGAAAAACCCUAUAAGUGUGAAGAGUGUGGCAAAGCUUUUUAUGAUCCUUCAUUCCUUAAGAAACAUCAAAGAGUUCAUUGUGGAGAGAAACCCUACAAGUGUGAAAAAUGUGGCAAAUGUUUUUCUUAUUCUUCAGACCUUAAAAUACAUCAAAGAAUUCACUCUGAAGACAAUCCCUACAAGUGUGGGGAAUGUGGCAGAGCCUUUUCUAAGCUUUCUACCCUUGCUAAGCACAAGUUUGUUCAUUCUAGAGAGAAAUCGUACAAGUGUGAAGAGUGUGGGAAAGCCUUUGCUUCUAAAUUUUCCAUGAUUCAGCACAAGUUAGGUCAUAUUGGAGAGAAAUCCUACCAAUGUGAAGGAUGUGGCCAAAUGUUUUACUCUACUUCUGACCUAAAGAAACAUAGAAGACUUCACUGUCAAGAGAAACUGUACAAGUGUGAAGUCUGUGGAAAAGCCUUUUCUAGCAAUUCUUCCCUGACUCAGCACAAAAUAGUCCAUACUGGAGAGAAGCGACACAAAUGUGAAAGGUGUGGCAAAAAGUUUGCCUAUCCUUCAAAACUGAAGAGGCAUGAAAGAAUUCACCGUGGAGAGAAACCCUACAUAUGUGUAGUGUGCGGCAAGAUCUUUUGUACUCAUGCAGAACUUUCUGUACACAAGAGAUCUCACACUGUGGAGAAACCACACAAAUGUGAAGAAUGUGGCAAAACCUUUUGUAUGCUCUCAUACCUUCCUCUGCACAAAUUGCGUCAUACAGGGGAGAAAUCUUAUAAGUGUGAAGAAUGUGAAAAAAUGUUUUACUCUACUUUAGACCUUAAAAAACACCUAAUAAUUCAUACUGGAGAAAAACCAUACAAGUGUGAAGAAUGCCACAAAGCCUUUCGUAAUCAAUCAGCCCUUAAUAGACACAAGGCGGUUCAUACGGGAGAGAAACUCUACAAGUGUGACGAGUGUGACAAAGUCUUUACCUAUUCUUCAGACCUUAAAAGACAUCAAAAUAUUCACUCUGAAAACAACCCACACAAGUGUGGGGAAUGUGGCAAAGCCUUUGUUAAUCUUUAUAGCCUUACUCGACACAAGACAGUUCAUACUGGAGAGAAAUCCUACAAAUGUAAAAAGUUUACAUAUCUUUAGCACUUAAAAGACAUCAAAUAAAUCAUUCUGAAUACAAAUUCUGUGAGUUUGUGGAGUAUGGCAAAAUCUUUGGUAAUUGUCAGAACUUGUCCAACCCAAAUGAAUCCAUAGUGGAGAAUAUUAUUACCUUAGUUAUUUUAGA